AUGUUGUCAGGAGUAGCUUUGAUCACAGGCGCAGGAGGGUGUGGAAUUGGUUCAGCGAUAUCCAGAGCAUUUGCGAAAUCAGGAAUAUCGAAAUUGGUUUUAACGGAUCUUAAUUCCAAGACAUUAGAACAAACCAUAACGACCAUCCAACAGUCCUCCAACCUAAGUGAUAUCGAAGUGAUCGGAUUAGAUGGUGAUAUAUCAGAUACAAGAUUUGUCGAUACCUUGUUCGCUGAAAUCAAGUCAAAAUAUGGUAGAUUAGAUUACGCAGUUAAUUGUGCAGGUAUAUCAGGUAAUAAUAAACCUACGGAUCAAAGUGAUUUAAAUGAUUUUGAUAGAAUUACAAAUGUCAAUUAUAGAUCGUUAUGGUAUUGUUCCAAAAAAGAAUUAGAGUUGAUGAAAUAUCAAUCGAUCCAAAGUGAAUCCAAGUUGGGAUUCGAAAGUCUGAGAAGACAAAGAGGUAGUAUAGUGAAUGUUGCUAGUCAAUUAGGAAUUGUAGGUAGACCAGAUGCUCCCAUAUAUUGCGCUUCGAAACACGCAGUCAUCGGUUUAACGAAAUGUGAUGCGAUAGACGCUUCACCGUUCCAAGUACGAGUCAACGCUAUCUGUCCAGGUAUCAUUCACACUCCAAUGACGGAUAAUGCACUUCGACCAGGACUCAAACAAGGUGAAAAGGAUCUACAAGCACCUAUGGAUUUAACAACAGCAGUCAAUAUAGCUCCUAUGAAACGUAUGGGUACACCUGAAGAAGUAGCUGAUGUAGUAGUGUUCCUGAGUUCAGAAAAAGCAAGUUUCGUUCAAGGUGCAAGUUGGGUCGUUGAUGGUGGUUAUACAAUCAAUUAA
This is a messenger RNA of Kwoniella shivajii, 843 nucleotides long. RefSeq lists its product as uncharacterized. The record is from RefSeq and is a predicted model, not a curated record. Lineage: Eukaryota; Fungi; Basidiomycota; Tremellomycetes; Tremellales; Cryptococcaceae. The transcript has 4 exons. The coding region runs from base 1 to 843 and encodes 280 amino acids.